AUGAAAUUAAUAUUAUUUUUAUUUAUUCUAAUAUUAACAAACAAUGAAAUUUGUUCAUUAUCGGAUGAAAUUGAAGAUGAUAAUGAUACAAGUACAACGGGAUACAAUCUUCGUCAAUUAGCUGAUAUGAUUUAUAAUAAACAUCUUUCUUUUUCUUGUGCUGCACAUGGUGAUCCAUGUAAUAAGACAUUUCCCUGUUGUCAUGGUUCUUGUCGUCUUGGAUUUUAUGGGCGUGGUUCUGGUAUUUAUCAUAUACCUAUUUGUAAAUCAAUCAAGACAAAAUGA
Adineta steineri is the source of this 285-nucleotide messenger RNA. NCBI's taxonomy places the organism in Eukaryota, Metazoa, Rotifera, Eurotatoria, Adinetida, Adinetidae. The record is from the annotation of a GenBank genome assembly.